Balaenoptera musculus (blue whale) is the source of this 6707-nucleotide messenger RNA. It is a transcript of the gene FAM20A, whose product is annotated as FAM20A golgi associated secretory pathway pseudokinase. The transcript is spliced from 11 exons. Gene Ontology annotation, molecular function: protein serine/threonine kinase activator activity. Bases 654 to 2219 code for a protein of 521 amino acids. NCBI's taxonomy places the organism in Eukaryota, Metazoa, Chordata, Mammalia, Artiodactyla, Balaenopteridae. Gene Ontology annotation, cellular component: Golgi apparatus. The record is from RefSeq and is a predicted model, not a curated record.
CCCCCUUCCCCGCACCGAGCGCCCGGCCUGAGCCCCGGGCAGGGCCAGCGGGGGUCCCGGGCGAGGGCGGAGGGCGCGCGCGCGGCGGGGCGGGUGACCAGGUGGACCGGCAGGGCCGGAAGAGGGCUCGGAGUUGGCGGGCGGGCGGGCGGCGCCGGAGGCAGGUGCCAGCGGGAGUGGGCGGGGGCGACCCGGCGUCACCCUCCUCCGGGGGCCGGGCGCGCACACCAGCUCGGCCCGCGGAGCCGGGGGCACGGGCGUCCCCGCCGCCCGCAGGAGGAGCCCGAGCGACCGCAUCCUCCGGAGAGACGCCCCGGGCUCCGCAGCCGCCCUCCCCCUCCUCCGAGAGGCGAGCGCCGCCCGUCCCCGCGCCCCGAGCCUCCACCUGCCGCGGACUCCCGGGCGGCCGGGCGCGGGGCAGAGAAGGUGCGAGAAACAGGGGCCCGGGAGACAGCGGCCCCCGGGGACCACUCCGCGCGGAGAGGGGACGCCCUUCCACGCCGCCAGCCCCCGCGCGUUCGGCGCCCCGGCCCCGAGUUCAAGGGCCACCGCCCUCGGAGGGGCCUCUCCGCGCGGGGAGCGCCCCGGCCCCGCGGACCCCGGCCCGUCCCGGGGCUCCGGCGCCUCGCCCCCCACCCCCCCGCGGCGGGGCCAUGCCGGGGCUGCGCCGGGACCGCCUGCUGACCCUGCUGCUGCUGGGCGCGCUGCUGGCCGCCGACCUCUACUUCCACCUCGGGCCCCGGGUGCGGCGCCGGCUGCGGCCCCGGGAGCGCCCGCCCGGCUGCCCGUGCGCCCGCCGCGCCGCCCCCUCGGCCCCCCGGCCGGCCGCGCGCCACGUUCCCCCGGCCGAGCCGGACGGCGGCGGCCCCGGCUCCAAGCUGCGGGCCCUCUUCGCGCACCCGCUGUACAACGAGCCGGAGGAGCCGCCGCUGCUGGGGCCCGAGGACUCGCUCCUGGCCGGCCCCGAGGCGGUGCGCUAUUACCGGAGGAAGGUGGCCCGCUGGAACAGGCGACACAAGAUAUACAAGGAGCAGCUGAAUCUCACUUCCCUGGAUCCCCCGCUGCAGCUCCGCCUGGAGACCAGCUGGGUCCAGUUCCACCUGGGGAUCAGCCGCCACGGCCUGUACUCCCGGUCCAGUCCUGUCGUCAGCAAACUUCUCCACGACAUGAGGCACCUUCCCACCAUCAGCGCUGACUACAGUCAGGACGAGAAAGCCUUGCUUGGAGCCUGCGACUGCACCCAGAUCGUGAAACCCAGCGGGGUCCACCUCAAACUGGUUCUGAGGUUCUCGGACUUCGGGAAGGCCAUGUUCAAACCUAUGAGACAGCUGCGAGAUGAAGAGACGCCCGAGGACUUCUUCUACUUCAUUGAUUUUCAGAGACACAACGCUGAGAUUGCAGCUUUCCACCUGGACAGGAUUCUGGACUUCCGACGGGUACCACCGACCGUAGGGAGGCUAGUCAAUGUCACCAAGGAAAUCCUGGAGGUCACCAAGAAUGAAAUCCUGCAGAGUGUUUUCUUUAUCUCUCCAGCCAGCAACGUGUGUUUCUUCGCCAAGUGCCCGUACCUGUGCAAGACGGAGUACGCCGUGUGCGGCAACCCGCACCUGCUGGAGGGCUCGCUGUCCGCGUUCCUGCCGUCCCUCAACCUGGCCCCCCGGCUGUCCGUCCCCAGCCCCUGGAUCCGCUCCUACUCGCUGGCGGGCAAAGAGGAGUGGGAGGUCAACCCUCUUUACUGCGACACGGUGAAGCAGGUCUACCCGCACAGCAGCAGCGGCCGUCUCCUCAACAUCAUCGACAUGGCCAUCUUCGACUUCCUGACGGGGAACAUGGACCGGCAUCACUACGAGACGUUCAGCAAAUUUGGGGACGACGGCUUCCUGAUUCACCUGGACAACGCCAGGGGGUUCGGACGGCACUCCCACGACGAAAUCUCCAUCCUCUCGCCGCUCUCGCAGUGCUGCCGAAUAAAAAGGAAAACACUCUCGCACCUGCAGCUGCUGGCCCGAGCCGACUACAGACUCAGCGACGUAAUGAGGGAGUCGCUGCUGCAAGACCAGCUCGCCCCUGUGCUCACAGAGCCGCACCUCCUCGCCCUGGAUCGCAGACUCCAGACUGUCCUCAGGACCGUGCGGGGCUGCAUAGAGGCCCACGGAGAGCACAGCGUCGUGGCCAACGGCCCCACGGGACAGUCGGCCCCAGACUCCGGCCCCAGCUAGGGGCUGGACGAGUCCAACCUCGGAAACUACGCCUGGAGCCCGCGGUGGACUCUGGAGUGUGGACCACAGUGUCCUCGCGGGCCCCGGCCAGGCUGGGGCCUGGCUCAGGAGCUCAGGAAGCAGGCAGGGCACUGGGAUGAUUCCCAAAGAGCAAAAGAAGUGGGACCCACUGCACUUUCCUCCUUGGAGCACUGCCCUGGCUCCUUCUCUCCCCAGAAGCUCUGCUUCAAGGCCACACACCACCUGCUGAGCCCACUGGGAAAUCUGGACGCGGGACCGGCCUGGAAGCCUGGCUCCCAGGAGAGAGCAUUAACUGUAACAAAUAAAAUUACGGGACAUCAGAUGGACACACCCAGAUCUUUAUUAUAUCUACAAGGAUAAUUCCCGAUCCAGAUUAAUAAACAUCUGGCAUCUCACGAGCAGACCAAAAAAAAAAAAAACCUAAAUAUGGUAACUCUCCAACUGGUUCAAAGUAGUCUGCACACUUUCUAUUCAUAUUCUAAGCACUGUGGCCCAGUCUGAACACAAUAAUCCCUACUGACUGGUCCUAAAGUAAUUUCUCAGAAGUGUUAUUACAAGAGGUGAAAAUAACAUAGGAAUUUGCUCAGAGUAUCAGAAAAGGGAUAUUUCAAUCCGAAGAGUAAGCAUCAAUUGAAGUAACAUCAAGGCUGUCAAAGCUAGCAUCCAGUAACAACAGAAGGCAGAACAAGGGUGGCCCUGAAGGUGGGACAGCAGCAGAAUGGGUCCAGCAGGCACAUGAGCCUGCACCGAGGCAGCAGAACAGCCAGGGCCGACCAGGGCCCACCAGUGGCAGCCCUCCUCCCCCUAAGGUUCAGGAGUUGCCCCCACCCACCCCCAAGAGGAGCACGGCUACCUGGGGCAGUCUGGCACUCUGGAUGCCACUACCCUCCACUGCUCACUCGGAAAGGACUAAGUCAAGUUUACUUUCCAAGCCUCCCUCAAAAGUGGGCAUCUCAGGGGUUUCCUGUCUCUUCAGCCUCCUCCCUGCUGACCUGCUCGUGUCUGAAUAGGAGGCUGUUUCUUAUUCAACAAUCCAUGAAAACACACGGGAUAGGCGUGUAUUCACAUUAAUCACUCAGCAAGUAAAAACGGCUGAUUUCAUCAGCUCAGCUUUUCUGGUACAGGCCAGAGGCACAAGUACCAGUACGAGCGGGGUGGGAAGAAGCUGUCGCUAAAGUGGGUAUCGGGUCAAGAUGCCUCUAGACGUCAUCCGAGACUUCUGCCGUGUGCCCAGAGACAGAGGUGCUUCUGGCCCACCCUGGCUCCCCCCAUUACUCGUACACUGCCCCGAACCUAUGUCCCCAUGAUACUAACAUCACUUCCAUUCACGGAGCUCCUUCUCCAUGUGCGAAAAUCAAACGCAGGCUUCCAAUCCUCCCCGACAGGCAGAACCCCUGACCCCCAGUGUACCUCCAAGAAAACUAAGGCUCAGGAAGGUUAACUAAAAUCACGCAACUUAAUGAUUCAAAACUAUCCCAAAGCGUUCUUUCCACUGUAACACAAAAACUCAACAGUAACUCACCCAAUUUAUGAAGUUGUAUUCGUUGGCUUUAAAACAAAAAUCAGUCUUUAAUAGAGGAACCUUAAUCCCAGAGCCUUGCGUUACUGCGGUGUCUCUACUGCCGCUCAGGGCCUCCCACUUCACAAACGGUUUCUUCUACUUCAAGCCUACAUUUCCUUUUGGAGGGGGAGCCAGGUAAUUACACACAGUGGGAAGAGAGGAAAAUAUUCAGGCGAAGGUGUUCAAAGACUUGCAUAAAAUGGUCUGAAAUUCCAAACUGCAGAGCCUCAGGAAGGUAAGUCCAGCUCCACCUUAACCCAGCCUCUUCCGUGACAACGGACUAGUUUUCAGAUGGCCUAUAAUAAAAAUGCUGGCGUCCUUUACAGACUGAGAGUAACAGAACUGAGUUUGACCACAGUAUGUCGCGUACCUAGAUGUCUCAUUAUUCACCCAUCCAUUACUUUUUCACUAAUACCAAAAUUAAGCCUCUACCAUUUGUCAAAAAUACCAGAAAACAAAAGACCCCAGUCUUAGAACUAUCAAGUUCUUCCAACACGUUCAUUUUGGACCACUGUUCAAUAUUCCACGACAAUAAAAACUCUCCUGUCUCUAUGUAAGAACUUUUCAUGUUUAGUUUUAGCAAACUAAAAAAUGAAAGGGAACGGACAGCCCACGAGCUGGUGGAGAAAGGGGUCUGGAGGAACUCACUUAGCCUCCCCCAAAGUCAGGAGGACAAUCUGAGUCUGAAGACGGUAAAAAGGGUAGUUGAUUCUCUUAUCUGUGGUAGUUUUAUGGUUGAUGAGGUCACCAAGGACACGGAAUUGGCGGAGACAACCAUCUGCCCCUAGAAGAAAUACAGGGUUGUAGGUUCCUGUGAGCUGAGCCUCUGGUGACAUUUCUGUCAACCAACCAAUAACGAUCUCGAGUCCUGUGUUAUGGUGUGUUGAAGACACCUCAGUUAGCAUCCACUGCUGCUUCACGGACACUGAGCUCGGCCAACGGCGCUGCCGCUCACGCCUGGGAGAAGCUGGCUCACACACACCCCUCUAGAGACACGCCACCGCCUUCUCGCCCUCGGGACCCCAGCCAGGGCACGAGCACUCCCUGGGGGCCACUUUAAAUAGAGAAAUCACUAACAGGAAGUACAAAAAUGCAAAAAAGUGGCACUAAAUAGACCAAAACAAGGGCGCCUGAUUUCAGCUGAAACUAGAAGGCAGAGUGGGCCUGGUCUGACCUCCGCCAGGCACCUGCGUGUCGGGAGACGCGGGCCCCUCUCCACUCAAGUCCGGGAAUGACUGUGACAGUGCCGGGAGUACUGAUCUGGGGGGUUACAAAUGAAUUUCAGCAAGUACGCAAAUUUGCAAAGUUCGCAAAUACAGCAUCCGUGAAUAAUGAGGACCAACUGUAACUGACUUUAAGGCUAACAAAGAUGAUAAAAAGCCCUCCAUCUAGUGGUGACUUAGAAAACCACAAAGCUAUUUAAGCUACACUGGCAGAGAGCUUUCGCACAACGAAAACAUUCUGCUCAUUAGUGGUCUGGGUUUUUAGGCAGCAUCAGGAUGAAGUCACAGCUCUGGACUUCUGUCAGUACACAAAUUUCAACUUUGUAUGUACACAGUAACACUGACUGCUGUGUGAAAUUCCUUAGGGUAAGAAGGGAGAGAUUUACCAUUCUCCCUUUUAUGUUCUCCUCUCCACAGUCUUUACUGAGGGCUAUUAUGAUGGUGAUCGACACACUGCUUCUCCAUGUUGUUUUAGUUUUAGCCCAUCUAGAAGUACACUGCCAGGGCCUAACAAAAAAUACAAAAAGGGUUCAGCUGUUCAUCUGUGGUUGGAGAUAAAGCAAUAUUAAGAAAACUAACAUCAUACUACUUCAAUUUUACACUGUCAAUAUUUAAGUCAUUAAAAAACAAAAAGGGAUUUCAUAUAAGCCAGUGUUUUAGAGGGAAAAUUAAACUACAACCAGUACAGUCAACCCAGGAAAAUUUUCUUCAAUUAUAUUCUGUUGUGACUCAAAAGGUUCCAACUCCAGCGGGUUGAGGGAGGGGAUUACUGAAUCUGGACAAAGUGCAUGUGUUACAAAGCAGCACAACUUAAGCAAUGUUCUAGGCAGUACAACAUUAUCUCCAACUUCACUGGAUAUAAAGAAAUUAAUUCCAAUAUGCUAAUGAAUUCAAUUUAAUCAUCCCCCCCUCAGAAAUCUGAGAAAUAAAUGUUAGAAAUGACUUUAUAUGCAUGCAAAAUAUAGAAGCAUACCUAAAUAUAUGAAUGCACAUAUUAAAUUUAAACCAAAGAGCAUGCUGACCUAGAAAUGACAUUCCCCCAUUGAGUCGGGGAAAGUUCCAAAGCCAGAGAACCAGUCUACCCUCAAUAAAAAGGAAACCUUUGACUUUUGAUUUAAUCUUUUCUUUCCAUUGCUCAGUACAGAUCUGCUACAUCUCAAUUACCCUUAAAGUAAGGUUUUUAGAUUCAUUCUUUGACAAACUGAAUUGGAAAACACUGAAAACAAACAUAUUAUUCUUUCAAAACACCGAUCCCCUAAUUCACUUUCGAUUUUCAUUCGUGCCCACCAAUUAGCAGCUUCGGGGGCUCGGGGGAGAGGGAGAAGAGAAGCGAAGGAGAAAGGGAAGAAAAACUGAUUCGUUAGAGAAUUAAAUUAUUUAAUCUUUUUUAUUACUUGACCUACCAUUAAGACAAUCUAUAACAAAGAGAAGAGGGUGUAUCAGCACACACAGUAUAAUCAGGCUAGGGACCAGGAAACAAUACAAAAUGGUCCUUUGGCCACCUAUGCUUCCUAGAGCAGUGGAGCUCAUAAACCCACUCACCAAGCCCAGAAAUAAUGCCUUCUGAAGCCCUGAAUAUCCACUGAGACAAAUGAUGCCAAUCGUGAUUUCUCACAUAGACUGCACAAAGAUAAAGCUUUAAAUGUGAUCAUUUUUAAAUUCAGACUUAAAUUUUCUUAGAUU